AUGGCCCUCGCCGGCAACCCUGGACUGCCGGGGUUCCCGCCCGCCCCGUCACGGGCCUCGGCCCCGGGGCACCUUCCGCUCGCCUCCGAGCCGCGGAGGCAGGGGCGGAAGAACAAAUCUGGCAGCGCGGCACGGCCCUCAGAGGAGGAAGCUCCGCUCCCCGCCCCAACUAGACAGGUUUGCCGAGGAGAGCCGGGCCGGCUGGCCGCGCCAGCCGCGCAAAGGGGCGGGGCACCUGGGGGGCGGGGCACGGAGCCUCGAGGGGCGGGACCUUGGGCCUCGAGGGGCGGGGCGGGGCUGCCUACUGCGUGCGUGCGGCUGCGCGCCUCCCUCGCCCUCCCCCGCGGUCCCGGGCUGGCCGUGGCGCGCGCUUCAAACCCAGGAGCGGGAAUCAUCGGUUUACACCGCGUCAGACUGCCGCCCGCAAUCUCCGUCAUCAAAGCAGGCAACUCUGUAGAGGAUGCCUUUCCCUGGAAUGAUCCGGAAUGGACGACACCUGAGCUCUCUCUGCCAAUCUUAGCAACAUCCAAGGCCAUUAUCCCUUUGAAAACUAUGGCUUCGUUUGGGACAAAAAGGAAGUAACUUACGAAAUGUGACCAGUCAGGUAGUUCCCUACACAAGGCUUCCUGGCCCAAUUUCUGUUGCCAUUAGCUUUUCAUCACCCAAGGCCGCAGGAUUUUCUGACCAAUAAUUUGGAUACCUAUAUUCUUAUACAUGUUGGCUAGGAAGGUGCGCCAUACAGUCUCCACCACAUUCUAGCACAAGCAGUCAUUAAACUUCACUCUAGCAUAAGUUAAGAGUUCAGACUGCAGUGAGAUGGCUAAGAGCAUGAAAGAUCUGCUCGAUUCAAGUGUUAGGAGCUUGAAUAAGUUUCUUAAUUUCUCUGCCUCAUCUAUUAACAUAGGACUGACAAUACAAUUUAUAUAGAGUUGUUGCCAGAAUUAAAGGAGUUGAUGUAUGUGAAGCACUUAACUCGGUAACUGGCACAUCGUAGAUAACUCAAUAAAUGCUAUUACCCUUACACAUACAAGUGCCGUUUCAUACUCAGUUUGACUUGGCAAGCCUUUCCCAACCACUUCAGGUGCCUUCCUGUUUUGUCCUCAAUCACUGUACAAAUAUUUUCUGAGGAUCUAUUACCUGCAAGUGCCAAUUAUGGAAAUAAAAUCUUCUAGUCUU
Molecule: messenger RNA, 1176 nt
Organism: Pongo pygmaeus (Bornean orangutan)
Lineage: Eukaryota; Metazoa; Chordata; Mammalia; Primates; Hominidae
Product: proline and serine-rich protein 2-like
Exons: 2
Coding region: 1-582 (193 amino acids)
Source: RefSeq, a predicted model, not a curated record